AUGCGCUGCCCGUUCUUAGGAUCGUUGAACCAAGCCUUCGUAAAGAAUUACGGAGCAACUCUUAUGAAACAAUACGGAAACUACUGCCCAAUAAUUACUCGAGGAUUCCGCUCUCUGGGCGUCGAUGAAACCAAGUGCCCCUUCAUCCAGCAAAAUGUGGGAAUAUCUGAGGCACCCAAGGAGAUGACGGAAGACAUCACCGAGCCCGCGCAGUCGUACCACUAUGAGAAGUUCUUCCAUGAGCAGAUCAGUGCCAAGAAGAGGGACUACUCAUACCGCAUCUUCAGGAAGGUGUCCCGGUUAGCAGCGGAAGGCGUGUACCCGCAGGCUCUGGAAGGCCCCGACAACCAUCGUGUUACCGUUUGGUGCGCCAAUGACUACCUCGGUGCCUCUCGUCACCCUGUUGUUCAAGAUGCUGCUAUUAAUGCUAUUAAAGCCUAUGGUACUGGAGCUGGAGGCACCAGGAACAUUGCCGGAAAUUCUCAGAUGACAGAAAAACUUGAAGCCGAAAUAGCUCAUCUGCAUAAGAAACCUGCAGCCUUAAUAUUUAGUUCAUGUUUUGUUGCUAAUGAUGCAACAUUGUCUACCUUAGCUAAAAUUCUACCUGGCUGCUUAAUAUUUUCUGAUGCUGGGAACCAUGCCUCUAUGAUACAGGGAAUAAGAAACAGUCGAGCACCAAAGCAAAUAUUUAGACAUAAUGAUCCAAAUCACUUGAGAGAGUUACUAUCUCAAUCACCGGAAGGUGUACCCAAGCUAGUCGUGUUUGAGACUGUCCACUCCAUGAGUGGAGCGAUAUGUCCGCUGGAUGAAAUGUGUAACAUAGCCCACGAGUAUGGUGCUCUGACAUUUGUUGAUGAAGUCCAUGCUGUAGGCUUGUAUGGGAAACAUGGUGCCGGUAUAGGGGAAGAGAGAGGGAUACAGCACAAGAUAGACAUAGUAUCCGGAACAUUGGGGAAAGCAUUUGGUAAUGUUGGGGGCUACAUUGCUGGGUCUUCUCUAUUGGUAGACACAGUGAGAUCCCUAGCCCCUGGCUUCAUAUUCACCACGGCGCUACCGCCGCCUGUACUGGCGGGGUCGCUAGCCGCCAUCAGACUUCUCGCAAGUGAAGAAGGCAGAAGCUUGCGAGCUAAGCACCAAGCUAUUGUGCGAUACCUGAAGCUGUCGCUUCUUGUGGCAGGGCUGCCACAAAUGCCGUCAGUCAGUCACAUUGUACCUGUACCUAUAACGGGCGCCGAUAAAGUGGCCGCCGUCGCCGAGUCUUUGAUGAAGAGGGGUCAUUACGUACAGGCCAUCAACUACCCGACGGUGGCAAGAGGGGAGGAGCGACUGAGGUUCGCGCCUGGCCCCUACCACAGUACGGAGAUGAUCGAUAGUCUGGUCACAGCCCUAACAGAAGCAUUCCAUGAGAACAAUAUAAGUUUCAACGAGUUUAUGAAGAAUGGCACAUGCCGCGAGUGCAGCAUGGAGUACAAGGUUGACAUUGCGUACGAGGAGCCAAGCUUCAAGUACACGCAAGUCGCGUAA
Molecule: messenger RNA, 1524 nt
Organism: Spodoptera littoralis (African cotton leafworm)
Lineage: Eukaryota; Metazoa; Arthropoda; Insecta; Lepidoptera; Noctuidae
Source: the annotation of a GenBank genome assembly